Molecule: messenger RNA, 4073 nt
Organism: Tachysurus fulvidraco (yellow catfish)
Lineage: Eukaryota; Metazoa; Chordata; Actinopteri; Siluriformes; Bagridae
Gene: hs6st1b
Product: heparan sulfate 6-O-sulfotransferase 1b
Exons: 2
Coding region: 367-1593 (408 amino acids)
Cellular component (GO): membrane
Molecular function (GO): heparan sulfate 6-sulfotransferase activity
Source: RefSeq, a predicted model, not a curated record
UGAGCGAGAGAGAGAGAGUGUGUGUGUGUGUGUGUGUAGGCAAGUGGGUGUCGCUGUGCGCUCACUCGAGCGCUACACAAUGAUCACACACAAGACAAGGAAACCGUAGGACACAGCAGCGGUUCAGCGGAAGCGCAAUCUCUGAAAGUCCCGUUUGCGCUCGCUUCGUUUCAGAGGCUCGGUGUUUCCGGGUGUUUCAGAGGCUCGUGCCACACAAGCUCUUGGUGGAUAAUAAUGUGUCAGUGUUUAAUCUGCGUGCGCGCGCCGCGGUCUGUUGAGCCGCUCCGGUCCCGUUGAUCUAUGGAGGGCGCGAGAACGGAGCCAAAUCCGCUACCCGAGACCCCGCUGUGUGAGACAUGGUGACAGAUGAACAUCGCGGGAAGGACCAUGGCUGAACGGGCCAGCAAAUUCGUGCUGAUCGUCGUUGGCUCCGUGUUCUUCAUGCUCAUUCUGUACCAGUACGUAGCACCCGGUGCGAUCAACUUCGGCACGCCGGCGCAUGGCUACCUCCCCGAGGAGGACAUGACCAUCUUCCCCACGCCGGAUCCGCACUAUGUGAAAAAGUACUACUUUCCGGUGAAGGACUUGGAGCGCGUUGUGGACUUCGAGAUCAAGGGCGAGGACGUGAUCGUGUUCCUGCACAUCCAGAAAACAGGCGGCACUACAUUCGGGCGGCACCUGGUGCAAAACGUGCGACUGGAGGUGCCAUGUGACUGCAGGCCGGGACAGAAAAAGUGCACUUGCUACCGACCGAACCGCAAGGAGACGUGGCUCUUCUCGCGCUUUUCUACCGGCUGGAGCUGCGGCUUGCACGCGGACUGGACCGAACUCACCAACUGCGUGCCUGGAGUCCUCAACAGGAAGGAAAGCAAGACAAAGAAACUGAGGAAGUUCUAUUACAUCACACUUCUUCGGGACCCAGUGUCAAGAUACCUAAGUGAGUGGCGGCACGUGCAACGAGGCGCCACAUGGAAGACGUCAUUGCACAUGUGUGACGGCCGCACACCGACACCCGAGGAGCUUCCCACCUGUUACGAUGGUGUGGAUUGGUCGGGCUGCACCCUUCAGCAGUUCAUGGAGUGCCCAUACAACCUGGCCAACAACCGGCAGGUGCGCAUGUUAGCUGAUUUAAGUCUGGUUGGUUGCUACAAUGCAUCCACUCUGCCAGAUAAGCAGCGUGCUCGUCUCCUACUCGAGUCAGCUAAGAAGAACCUGCGUGACAUGGCUUUCUAUGGGCUCACGGAGUUUCAGCGCAAAACACAGUACCUGUUCGAGCGCACCUUCCGUCUCCGCUUUAUCCGGCCAUUCGUGCAGUACAACAGUACGCGUGCUGCCGGCGUCGACCUGGACGAGAACACCGUGCAACGCAUUGAGGAGCUAAAUGACCUUGACAUGCAACUCUAUGACUACGCAAAGGACCUGUUCCUACAGAGGUACCAGUACACACACAUGCUGGAGAGGCGUGAGCAAAGAAUGAUGCUCCGAAAUAGAGGCUCUUACCACAGCCUGGCACGGGAGGAGGGCGCAGGGGGAGAGGGAACGGCUCGACUGCCAACUGAGGACUACAUGAACCAGAUUGUUAGUGGAUGGUAGCCCAGGCGAUCUCUCUUUAUAAAGAAAGAGAGACACAAAGACAAAUAAUGGGUGGAGAAUCCAUUUUUUCCUCCAGCCUAUGGAGAGAUAAAGUGGUUAUCAAGGACUUUGUUCCCCAGGGAUCUUUAAAGAAUAAGAUGCAAAGGAAAACAGGCAAUGGUGGUGAUUGGUAGAAGUGCCCUUUUCCAAGAGAAGGGAUCAUUAUGGGUAUUCUCUCUCUCUCUUUUCCCCAGGAAUCUUUAAAGAGAGAGGUGCAUAAUGAAAGAAAUGAGAAAUAGUGAGUGAAGGAGCCAUUUCUAUUUCAGCUCAUAUAGAAAGAUUGGGAUCAUUAUAUAGACCCUUUCUUUCAUUUCUCCCACAAAUCUUUGAAAAGACAGAAACAUGCGGAGGCAGAGAAAUGGUAAAGAUCAUGGGUAGAGGGUUAUUUCUUCCUCAGCUCAGAGACAGAGAGGAAUCAUGGCAAGCUCUCCGUCUGUCCCCAGCUAAUAAGGUGUAAUUCGGGCCAGACCUACAAGAGAUGGUAGUUAUCGAGAGUGCACCUUUCUGGGUGGGUGAACAAAUAUCCCACCCUCAGACCUAAGUGACAACAUUGUAAAUGCUUAAAACAACUCCCCCAGUAAGGUGUUGUUUCACUGAGCUGCAACAGCAGUCUACAAAGCUUAGUUUUGUAUAAGAAUGAAAAAAAAAUGUGAUUAAAAUCACUGGUCUUAGGAAAGUCAUGCAAAAUUCUGGGGAUAUUCAGAAUGUUUUAUAUUCUGUGUGUGAAUCUUAAGUUUCUCUUCUCUUUUUUUUUUUUCUUCUUUCGGUAAACUGAUGUGAAGAGCAGAGACUGGAACUUUCCAACAUGAGAUUAUUACUAACAGACGCAGCGACGGAGUUUGAUUUAAGAGAGAUAUAUGUAAUAUAUAUGACAGACAUGGCCUUGGAUUUCCAGCAUAUGUUUCUAUCAUUGUAUGUGCUAACUGUGUGAGUGCUCAGCCUCUCUGGGUACGACAUUUUACUCAUCGGUUAAAUGGAGAUGUUUUUGCCCAGACAUGUUGACAGCAUAAAGAAAUAAGGUUUCAUCUACAGUCUCAACUGCUUGUAAGAAUAAUACCAGAAAUUAGGACACAAGAUAACAAACACUAUCCUUUUUUUAAUGGGAAAAGCAUGAAGUUCUACUUUAAUAAACCUGCACAUUUGUGUGUUUGUGUGUGCGUGUGUGUGCGUGCGUGUGUGUGUGUGUGCGUGUGACUGACAUAUAAUUGUGUGCGUGUGAGCUUUGUUUCUUUCUGUUCUAAACGGAAGUGCAUUCAACACGAACGAGCCAGUCUCUCAGUCGCUGCACUUUAGCUUUAUCAUAGAGACACCACACUAAAGUCCCUCUCACAUUCCACGCAUUCAAACUGUAUAACACUGACGCAAUUACCGAGGUGGUUCGAUUCCUGUGCAGAAAUGUGACAAAGCCAGAGACGCCACUUCAUAAUCGACUCUGUCAAUCCUUCAUGAAAGCAUACUUACCCUAAUAAGAGAGUGUGGAAAUAUGUAGCGUGUGUAUGAGUGUACAGUUCUUUAUUUGUGUGAGAGAACCUUUUAAUAUGAGACAUUUUAAAUACGUCUCCCCUUUGUUUUCCAUUCAUCUUCUAUAUUGCUGUACUGUAUUAGUACUUCUGUUAUGCUAAAUUGACCCUAAAGUUACCAAUAAAAAAAGAAUCUUUUUUUUUUCCUUUUUUAAUAAAAAAAAAGCCUCCAUUAUUUUUGAUUUGAUCUUUGUAUGUAAUGAUUUACUUGUCAGUGAAAUACAUGAUAUCAUUUUUGUAUUUUAUGUUGUCUUCUUACAGAAAAUAUUGUUCGUGGCUGACCUGUUGUAAGGGAAUUUUAAAAUCAUUGAACAUAAAUGCAUCAUUUUUUUUAAUUGACUUGCAUUAUAUUAAACUAAACAACAAAUCUAAGAACACGAAUGACAUCCUCGGAGUGAACGGGAUCUAUCCAGGACAGGAAAAACAACAGAAUUAUUAUUGAUGUUAUUCAAUAUUCUAAUUGUAAUCAUUAUUUAUUUUUCAAUUAUCCUUCCAUCUGACGCCUUUAGACGGUUUAAUUGCCGCUCGUUUUGUACUCUUCGUGCUGGAUCGGAGCGAUUGUGGAAACUCCUCCAAAGCUCUCACUGUUCAUUAAGCCGCAGAUGUGUUUACUUUCUAACUAAAGACUUGGGAGCACUGGGAGCUAUCUAAGUCUUCCUGUGUUGGAAAAAGAAGAAGGGAAAAAAAAAGCCAUGGAAGAUGAAAGUGAGAGGGUAGAUGAUGGUAGAGUUGUCAGGAUGAUGAGAGGAAAACGACACAGGCACGCAGAUGGCAAUGACUGCAGUGAAGCCUCGGGUGAGCACUCCAACAGCCUGGAGUCUCAUUAUACACACACACACACACACACACACACACACACACACACACACAAACAAACAAUGGUACAGAGAUAUCGUGGCAAAUAAAGAAAAGGUUGUAGAA